CCCGCCAAUUUUUAGAAAACCCUAAAUCCUCCUUUUUGUUUGUUUCCCUCCAUUCGCUUCGAGUUUUUAGCAGUACGUUUUGGCAAUGGCAGAAGAUGAAGCCGUCGAUCCUAUCCUACCAGAAUUCCCAACGGCAAGGGUAAAAAAGAUCAUGAAACUUGAUAAGGACAUCAACAAGGUGAACUCGGAGGCUUUAUUGCUCAUUUCCUGUUCCACUAACCUUUUCCUGCAAUUCCUCGCCGAGAAAUCAGCCGAAGUCGCCACCGCGAACAAGAAAAAAACCGUGAAGCUCGAUCACCUCAGAACCGCCGUCAAAAGGCAUAGACCAGCGAGCGAUUUCCUUCUCGACUCACUUCCUAUUCCAGCCGAGUCUACUCAGUCCGCUGCUCGUUCAGUGACCGAUCGAGAUCGUUCCCGGCCAGUUUCUAAUAAACCUGCCCCUGCUGGAACCCGCCGCAUAGACCAUUUCUUUCGUAAGCCAGAAAAUGAAGCUCCGAUCAGUUAAAAGAUGCAUAGAAUUUCCUUUUUUUCUAUUUAGCAAAAUCUACAGUAAAUGCUAGUUUGCUUUUGUACUCGGAUUUGAUAAGUUAUCAAAUUAGUGUGUUUCUUACUGAGUAAUGAAAUGUUGAAAACUGUAGCUAUUUUAUUA
Molecule: messenger RNA, 649 nt
Organism: Hibiscus syriacus
Lineage: Eukaryota; Viridiplantae; Streptophyta; Magnoliopsida; Malvales; Malvaceae
Product: chromatin accessibility complex protein 1-like
Exons: 1
Coding region: 86-505 (139 amino acids)
Biological process (GO): regulation of DNA-templated transcription
Cellular component (GO): nucleus
Molecular function (GO): protein heterodimerization activity
Source: RefSeq, a predicted model, not a curated record